Gadus chalcogrammus (walleye pollock) is the source of this 3786-nucleotide messenger RNA. RefSeq names its product putative nuclease HARBI1. The coding region runs from base 2044 to 3090 and encodes 348 amino acids. The transcript has a single exon. The record is from RefSeq and is a predicted model, not a curated record. Lineage: Eukaryota; Metazoa; Chordata; Actinopteri; Gadiformes; Gadidae.
CACUGUGUGUUGUAUGGUGCGUGCCCCCUUUAAGGGAAGGGGGCGUGGCACCCACCUGGUGUUACAACGCAGGUCUUAAGGAACGCACCUCUGGCUGUGCGGGUUCUGUGUUUUGGGAAAUAAAUCCUUCUCGUGUUUUUCACCGGCAAUCAAGUCUCCGUCUCCAUUUCAUUGCGAUCUCCUACAUUGGUGACCCUGACAGUUUCCGGACGUUUUACCGGAUUACUGUUCUAUGCGCUGGAAGAGCGAGGACGCGCAGAUCGGAGAUUGGGCUAUGGAGUUCGAUUCGGCGGAAGGUUCCGUGGCUGCUGCUCCGGUGAUGGCAGUCUCCCUGAAGCUCCCGGAGUUUUGGGAACGGCAGCCGCGGGUCUGGUUCGCGCAAGCGGAGGCGCAAUUCGCGCUGAAGGGGAUUACUGCGGAUGAAACCAAGUUUUAUUAUGUAGUCUCCGCGCUUGGUGGCUCGACGGCGGCCAGAGCGAUGUAUAUUCUCGAGGACCCCCCGGCCCGUGGGAAGUAUGCAUUGCUAAAGGGGUUCCUGAUGGAGACGUUCUGUUUGUCGGAGGCUGAACGGGGCGAGCAGCUUCUGGCAUUGAAUGGCCUCGGGGACUCCAAACCAUCGGAGCUCAUGGAUCACAUGCUCAAUCUCCUGGGGCCGGUAUUUCAAAAUGAUCCGACAGGAUUAAUCCACCUGGAUUGGAUUAAAUCCUGAUCAGAUCCUAAAAACGGGUAUUUCAAAGCAAAUCUGAUCCUGAAGAUUCAGAUUCAGAUUUGGCAAUCCAAUCCUGCCUUUGAUCCGGAUUAAAAGCUGCUGUUGAGUAUUUCAAAACUUAAGUGGGAAAUCUGGAUCAGUUUGAUCCUAAAAAUCAGGAUCACCCUGAUCCCACCUCAGAGGUGGAUUUGAGGGAGAUUACAUGUUAAGAUUUGAACAGUUGAAGUGUAACUGCUCCCAAAGUUCUUUGUUUAAUACAACUAAGCUUCACUGCUGUUUGAUCAAUGUUUAUUUCCUUUUCACGUUCCUUUUUUUUUUCUGCAAACAUGCACGCUGUUCACUGCAAUGCUUUAACAAAUCGGCGUCAGAAGUGCAACACAGAAUAAACAUUACACUACUGCGUGUAAGUGACAUUACAAACUCCAAUUAACAAGGAAUUAUGAAGGAAAAACAAUGUGAUUUAUUAAACAAACAGUGUUAAACUAUGCAGUAUACAUUUCAGUCUUUUAACUGCUUUUCCAGCAACUGAAUUCUUAACUUCACUUCUUCUUGUUUAAGAAGUGUUAGUUUGAUUUGUUCAUUUGUUAGAAUUAUUUGUUGCUGAGCCCGUUCCGUUUCCACCUUCAGUAGUUCAUUGUAGCCAUCCCCCUUCUCAGCUUGCCUUUUGCGCUUACAUGGUGGUGGUGGUGCCGGUGGAUUCCACAUCUCCUCCAAGACAGGGCUCUGGCUUGUGCUGGGCUCUUCAAAUGCCAGCCCCACAGGGGUGAGGGUGACCAAUUCAGCAGACAGGUUCAGAGGCUCCGUGGGGUCGAUUGACUCCCCUGUACCAGCUGGCAGUAUUCCAAACAAGACUUGGGAACUCUCACCUCCUAUGAUGUCCAAAACCGUAUCAGUGAACUCCCCACGUUUUAUGGACUUGUUCCCUGUUUGGGGGUUUUUCGCCUCAGAAUGGUCCUUCGUAGCCUUUUGCUUUAAGUUUUUCCACCUAAGCCGAACCUGCUCAACACUCCGCCGUUGGCCACUACCAGUGGCAUUAAUUUGCCUUGUUAUGUCGGCCCAUAUUUUAUUUUUUACUUUUGAGGACAGAGAACUCUGUCCAGGACCACUAAAACCUCCAAAAAGGGCCUGGUAAUUGGCACGAACACCCUCCAAAAGGGCCGUUGUCUCUGCUGUUGUGAAAUUACUUCCUUUAUUCUUCUCCAUGUUGUCUGAGAAAGCCCUAUCACUAAGGAAGGCCUUAAAUACCAUAAAGCUAAAUUGAAAGCAGGUGAGAAAGAACAGGUCACAGACUUUAAAACUGGGCUCGUUAGGUCAAUGACCUUUGCUUCUUCAACAUGACAUCCAUAGUACAUGUCCUGCGGCACCGUCAGAGACAAUACAAGCCUCGUCAGUAUGUCCAACGAGGUAAUUUCAUUGAGCAGUACUCAAAUGAUGAGCUUUAUGCACGGUUUAGAUUUCGAAGAGAAGAUAUUUUGUAUAUAUGUGAAAUUCUUCGCCCACAUCUUCAACGUCCUACAAGAAGGAGUCAUGCCUUAACUGUGGAGGAGCAGGUGCUUAUUGCCCUACGUUUCUUUGCCUGUGGAUCCUUCUAUGAAGUCAUUGCAGAUGGCCUGGCUGUGACAAAGUCUACAGUGGGAGACGUCAUGCAUUCAGUGGCAGCAGCCCUGGCUGGUCUAAUUCACCAGUAUGUGAGAUUUCCAGAUACUGAGGAAGAAAUAACACAAACCAAGAGAAAAUUCUUCUCAAUUGCCAGGAUGCCUAACACUAUUGGUGCCAUUGACUGCACCCACAUACACAUUCAGGCACCCCAUGAAAGAGAAUGGGAAUUUGUCAACAGAAAGGGACGGCAUAGUAUCAACGUGCAGCUCAUAGGGAAUGCUGACCUUAAAAUAACCAACUGUGUUGUGAGAUGGCCUGGUUCUGUACAUGAUGCACGGAUUCUAAGAGAAAGUCAUCUCUACAGAAGACUGCAACAAACUGCGCCGGAUGGUAUCCUCCUGGGUGACAGUGGCUACCCACUUCUACGGUGGCUUAUGACCCCCUUUGCUACUGUCACAUGUGACCCACAGCAGAGGUAUAACAAUGCACACAGCGCAACAAGGGGAACAAUUGAGCGUAUCAAUGGUGUUUUAAAACGCAGAUUUGCCUGCCUGAACUAUCUUCGUGUGGAGCCGAAGCAGGCCUGCAAUAUAAUAUCUGCCUGCAUUGUUCUUCAUAACAUUGCCCAAUUGAGAAGAGUUCCUCUGAAUGAAGACAUCCUGGACAGACCACCACUUGAGGCAGAAGUACCACAGCUGCAGCCACCACCACCACCACAUCAAGCAGAUGAACCAGCAGGAAGAGCAGUUCGAAAUGCCAUGGUUAAUUUGUAUUUCUCUUGAUCCUCAUUGAUAAGGUCUGGUGCUUUUGUUUAACAAAACUUCGAUUUGUAUGUUUAAGUUUGAAUAUGAAUGCCUUAUUUAAGUAACAGUUUUUUUUGUUAAGUUACCCACUGAUAAAGGCCUCCACUGAAACUCUGUCUAAUGUUUUUAUUCACAUGCAUUCAGCACACACACUUAAUUUUCAUAGCCAAAGCUCAAAAAGUAAUGCCAUUUGGAGCAAGUCUGUGCAAGUCUCUUCCCACAGACAUCUGUAAAGAAAAUCUAAUAUUAAGGUUUUAGGGCUGUCCCCUUUGUUAACAACUGUUUCCUAAAAAGAUAUGUACAACACAUUUUAAAAUCUACACACAAUGCCUUGCGAGUGAAUGCAUUCAAAUGGACUGUGGACCGCGACAUACAGACGCUAGCCUAUUUACUAGCUUGUUAGCUCCUUAACACAGGAGUCAAUGGAGCAGCGUUAGCUCGCAUUAGCGCAAACUCUGCUUAAUUAGAGAUCGCCGAGCUCUUCUUUCAACUCUGUGCUGAUUUACAUAAUUGGUUAACUCAAUAUAAUGAUUGCCUUUCAUCUAGUCUGAGGACGCAUCAACACUGGCUAAGUUUAUACUUUAAUUCAGAGACAAUAGUUGAGCUAGCUUCUCCUUUUUCUGUAAAAUGUUGGCUCCGUUUCCUGUCUGUGAUCCAGGGGGCGGGACGGAUUUG